AUGGCGCCAGCCGACUCUCCUCCGUGUCCUAGUGGCUCCAACUCGAGCUCGAAUUCUCGACGCUCGAGCUGGGCUGCUUUACUGCAAAAGUACGAAGACGCGAUGGAAUAUUGCGACGACGACGCCAUGUCUGAUGAUGAGCAACCUGAGAUUGCCACAAAAAUGUCCCAGCUUGGUCUUGGAGAAACUAGUGUACCUGCGACUGGAGGAAGAGUCAAUGACCCUGAGCUUCAGACUAUCGUUGAAACCAUGUCUCUGGAGACCGCCAUCAAGGUGCCUCAAAUCACUAUUGAUAACAACAUUGUCCCAGUAUCAGACUCGGGGAGCCCUGAACAACUCAAAGCACAAGGCCCAUUCCACAAAUGGAUGCGAACGAUACAUCGCCGAGCUCGGCAUCGAUCCACGCUGUCAGAAGGAAGCAUUACUUCUCUGCGCCCGCCACUUGAGCCAGAACUUCACGGCCGCACAUCAACCUGGAAGAGAUCACAUCAUCGACAAUCGUCCUCUGGGUCUUCGUUUGCCUUUGUUUCGGCGGUUCGGAGUGCUAGUGCCAGUCUCGCCAGUGUAAGCGCUGUGGCACGAUCACGAAAGACUAUUGCACGCUCGCAGGGCUUUUCUGUAACGGAACGUAGCAGCAGGGCCUCCAUGACAGGACCUCGUGCGUCGGAAGACAGUAGCUUCUUGGAGAGCCACUCUUUAGCUGAUCUGGCUGCUAUCGAGAGAUCAUUACAGCGACGAAAAGUACUAGAAGAGCUUAUCAGUACAGAGGAGGGGUACAUUGGGGAUAUACGAUUUCUCAUGAAUGUAUAUGUCACAAUUCUAGCGGCAUUGCCCUCUAUUUGCGUUGGAUUACGGUCAUCCAUUAACCAGAACUUGACCAAGAUUGUCAACUUACACGAGGAACUACUAGGAGAACUGCACAGGGCAGUUCCCAACUCCGAAUACACGCAAAUCAACGUAUCACCUACGAUCACUCCAUUUGCCAAUCCCAACUGUCUUCAUGCCCAUAGCCACAAACGUUGGUCAAGUCUCGGCGCAGUGCCCGAACAAAAUAUGAAAGCAAGGUGGCUCUUGAAAGCCCCGGGUAUGCUGGCCGAUCCGCAAGUGGCAGCAGAGGUUGCAAAAGUUUUUGCAAAAAAGAUAAAUAUGCUCUUCGUAUAUGAAGAGUAUGGGGCGACAUAUGAAAUGAUGAUCAAAGACAUCGGUACAGCCCAGCAAGCCAUGCCAAACUGGGAGACGUAUCAAAAAGGCCUCGAGGCCUUGGCUAUGGCACUGGGAUCAUCCAAGGGUAGCGAAGAAGGGGCCAAAAAGGCCCUUACAAUCAAUGAUCUCCUUGUCAAGCCUAUACAAAGAAUCUGCAAAUAUCCUCUACUAUUCUCUGAGCUCCUCAAGUGCACUCCAAUAUCAGACUGUCCGAACUCACAUAUGGAGAUUGAAAACACCCUGACACGGCUUCGUGAAGCAACCACGGAGAUCAACCGGGCAUCAGAUGAUGAGGGGAUAAAGUCUAUUCUCGAGAAAACAUGGAUCCUCCAGGAUCGAUUAGCCUUUCCAGAUAGAGAAUACAAUGCCACACUGCGCCAUUUUCUUGGAAGUUGCUUGCACGCCGAAAGAAGAAAUGGAGUGGAAGUCAAGAUUGGCUCGGCCGGCGAGAGAAGACCAAGAGCCGACUUGGGAACCGUUUUUGGAAAGCCAGGAACGCUUGCCCGAAGGAUAUCAAUACAAAGAGCCACCACUGUUGGAGGGGGCAGGGCGCCCCUAUGCCAAGUCAUCUUGAAAAAUACAAAUGUGCUGCGGGAUCACGGCAACAACUCGUCUUCUACCAUGGCUAUCAAUCGCUCACAUUCUUUGUUGACAACUGCUACCCGGAUACCGGUCCUUGCGCCGCCAAGAGGUGAAAGAGCUCGGCUAGAGGCGCUCUUGUCAGAUGUCUGGAGCAGAGAAGUCCUCCCGUUUCCUAGAAUGACGGUGAAGUCUCGAGGUGAAAAUUUGAUGCGAAGCUCAGCAUCUACGGUUAUCAGAAAGCUUAGCGUGGCCAGCUUUGCAAGCUCCUUUACAAAGAGGUCGGCCUCUUCAACGCAGAAGAACCAGCCCGGCGAAAAUAUCGCCACGGAAACGACCAAGCGUCGAGACGUCAAAAGUCCAAAGGAGCCGCCUUUGUAUGACGACGUUAGUCUAAGGGAAGAGGCAGGUAGAAAAGCGAAAAGGCAGCGAACUACAAAGGAGCAAGCUGCAGCACCAGCACCAGCACCAGCGCGCAGCAUGAAGAGAGCGACUGGAAGCGUUCGGCGGCGCGAAGGUCGAGAAAAUAAGAUUCUCAGCGACAUGCAUCAUACCCCUACUCGUAUGGCAUCCGCGACUAUUUCCCUGCCCGUGAAGCCGACCAACUUGAGGGCCACGACGUCUCUUCCUGGUGACAUGGAUAAUACAAGAAAAUCGUCUACGGAAAAGAUUCGAAAUCUGGGCUUAUGGUCCAAAAUCGGCGGAGCGAGGAAUGACACACCAAGCAGCUUCAAAAGGCUGCUCACAAUUGGCAGGGAUUAA
Trichoderma gamsii is the source of this 2544-nucleotide messenger RNA. Its product is annotated as round spore. The record is from RefSeq and is a predicted model, not a curated record. The coding region runs from base 1 to 2544 and encodes 847 amino acids. Gene Ontology annotation, molecular function: guanyl-nucleotide exchange factor activity. Lineage: Eukaryota; Fungi; Ascomycota; Sordariomycetes; Hypocreales; Hypocreaceae. The transcript is spliced from 8 exons.